AAGAUGUGGCGUAGCUUGACGCCGCGUGACAACAUCCUGUUGGAGUGCUGCUUGCUAACCGAUGACCUGUCAGCGUGAAUGCACUGGUCCGAUGAAGGUGUUGGUCACAGGCGGGUCCGGGUUGGUGGGGAGAGCCAUUCAACAUGUUGUAGAGAAAGAAGGUGGAGCCAAAGAAGGAGAAGAAUGGAUAUUUCUGUCCUCCAGAGAUGCAAACCUCAUGAACAAAGAGGAGACGCGGGCAGUUUUUGAAAAACAUCGGCCAACCCAUGUGAUCCACCUGGCUGCUAUGGUGGGAGGACUUUUCAAGAACAUGAAGCACAACCUGGACUUCUGGAGGAACAACGUCUACAUCAACGACAACGUGCUGCAGGCGGCGCAUGAGGUGGGAACGCUCAAGGUUGUUUCCUGUCUAUCCACCUGCAUCUUCCCCGAUAAAACAACCUAUCCCAUCGACGAGACCAUGAUCCAUAAUGGCCCACCUCAUGAUUCCAACUUCGGUUAUGCCUAUGCUAAAAGGAUGAUCGACGUUCAAAACAGGGCUUAUUUUCAGCAGCAUGGCCGAUGCUACACAGCUGUGAUUCCCACGAAUGUGUUUGGUCCCCAUGACAACUUCAGCAUUGAAGAUGGACAUGUGCUGCCAGGGCUCAUACAUAAAGCGUACAUCGCUCAAAAGGAGGGUAAGCCCCUGAUGGUCUGGGGUUCAGGCUCUCCUAGAAGACAGUUCAUCUACUCUUUGGACUUGGCUCGUCUUUUUCUCUGGGUCCUGAGAGAAUAUUCGGAGGUCGACCCAAUCAUUCUCUCUGUUGGGGAGGAAGACGAGGUCUCCAUUAAAGAAGCCGCAGAUGCGGUUGUUGAAUCUUUGGGAUUUAAAGGAGGAGUAACGUAUGACACCAGUAAAGCGGAUGGCCAGUUUAAAAAGACAGCCAGUAACGCAAAGCUAUGCCGCUAUCUGCCAGACUUCAAAUUCACACCCUUCAAACAAGCUUUGAAAGAAACGUGUGAUUGGUUUGUUGCAAAUUAUGACUCCGCCAGGAAGUAAACCAGCUGCUGAGCUGGUUGGUUCCAAAUCCAUCAAUCCCAUUUCCUUUUUCUUGAAGAAGCCAGAGUACGGAGGCAUGCAGGAAGUAGUGAGCCUAUAGUGAUGAUGUCUGGUUAUCACUGAAGCUUUGUAGUUUUAUAAUAAAACUCCAGGACCAAACUAAAACAUGUAAA
Molecule: messenger RNA, 1212 nt
Organism: Cyprinodon tularosa
Lineage: Eukaryota; Metazoa; Chordata; Actinopteri; Cyprinodontiformes; Cyprinodontidae
Product: GDP-L-fucose synthase-like
Exons: 10
Coding region: 62-1039 (325 amino acids)
Biological process (GO): nucleotide-sugar biosynthetic process
Molecular function (GO): GDP-L-fucose synthase activity
Source: RefSeq, a predicted model, not a curated record